CAAAGGAUUUGAACGGAAACCCCAGAGGGAAAACUAAAGUCCACGGACAGAUACAGUAUGAACAUGAUGCCAACGAGCAGAGAUGGGAAGAACGUGGACCUGUCCAGGCUGACAGACGAGGAGGCGAAACAUGUCUGGCAAGUCAUACAAAGAGACUUCAACUUACGCAAAAAAGAGGAAAACAGGCUUGGAGAGUUGAAGACAAAAAUCGAAAAGGAGGAGAGCAAAACAGAGCUGCUAGGGUCCCAGUCCAAUCUGUCUGAAUCGAUCUGCAUACGAUGCCUUCAACCCUUCAAGUUUCUAGUGAACAGCAAACGUCAGUGCCUGGACUGCCACCUCUUCACUUGUAAAGCCUGCAGCCGUUACAACAAGAAAGAGUGUGGCUGGGUGUGUGAUCCGUGUCGCAUGGCCAGAGUUUUAAAGAUCGGCACACUGGAAUGGUACCAUGAAAAUGUGCGUUCGCGCUUCAAGCGCUUCGGCAGUGCGAAAGUAAUGAAAUCCCUGUGCAAGAGACUAAGUUCUGAACGGACCCGCUCUGAGACUGACCUUAGGGAGCCUCGUGAUGAUGAUACUCACAGUAUGCCGGAAGUCUACGGGAGGUCAUAUGGCCAUGAAGACGAUCACUCAGAUACUCUGGAAAGGGGAUCCAGCAAACUGAAGAGGAAAUCCAAACGUCUGCUUCCUGUAGACCCUGUUCAUUUUGAUUCAGAUUACUCAGCAUACUCCAGACGCCACUCAUUCCAGGACAAUGGGAGCUUGGAGAAUCUGGCGCCUCCUGAGUCAGCGAAUGUGGAGAAGGACUUGGCAUCAGUCUUCCAGCAGAUCCAGAACUGCUUCGGCCCUGGCUCGGACUAUGAUAGUCGAUGGGAACGGGAGAGAAUUACACACUUUGAUGAUGGCGUGUAUCCUGAGCACAGGAAAAAGCGUGCACAAUCUCACGUGAAGCACAGGCACUCGUACUGCGGAAGCUACUUUCCGUUUUAUGAGCGAUCCCAGAGUCUAGACAACGCGUCCGAAGAGGAGGACAACGAUUACCUGUACCAGCCCCUCACCCACCGCAGCAGCCAGGCGUCCCUGGAGGAGGACCUGGGCCCUGUGCCUCCUGAACAGAUUUGUGAGCUCAACAAUCGCAUGUCUGCCAUCGAGAGUCUUCUCAACCGUCUGGAACAUAAGAUGACAAAAGACAUACCCCCGGUGCCAGUACAGCCGACCGCUGAAGAUCUGGAAGAGGCGAAGCUGAGAAAGAAGCUGAAUGAGUUGACCGGCAACAUCAGUGAUAAAGGCCUUUCCUCAGAUGAGGAUGAGUUCAAGAAUCUUGAGUAUGAUCCACCCCGAAAGACAGAGUCUCCCCGUAUGGUGGAAUCUCCGAUAAGGGCUGAGUCCCCUAGAAGGGGGCAAAAGAUGGAGUCUCCACGUAGGAUGGAAUCUCUACGGAAGCCGGAACCUCCGAAGAAGGUUGAAUCUCCACGUAGGAAUGGUUCGCCAAGAAAAAAGGAAUCCCCCCAAAAGACAGAGCCUUAUAAGUCUUGCCUGAAGAUGGACUGGUCAGUCGAGCUGGCCCACCCACUGAAGGAGAGCAGCAAGCGGAGACGCAGCAGCGCCACCGCACAGUUUCAACUCGCUGACCUCGAGGACCAGGUGGCUCUGGCCGCGGCCAAAGUCCAGAACACUGAGAGUGAGAUGUCUGACAUCCAGAGCAGGAUGGCUGUGCUGAGUGUUGGUGGUCCAGAGAAGCCCUGGAGGAGGACCCAAGAGAACAGACGGCUCUCCCAAGAUUUUCCAACGAGUAAGAAACCCAAUGCACAUUUUGUAACAUUCAGAUUUUAG
This is a messenger RNA of Sardina pilchardus (European sardine), 1827 nucleotides long. RefSeq names its product melanophilin b (gene mlphb). The transcript has 14 exons. Gene Ontology annotation, biological process: intracellular protein transport. The coding region runs from base 58 to 1827 and encodes 589 amino acids. Gene Ontology annotation, molecular function: small GTPase binding; actin binding; myosin binding. Gene Ontology annotation, cellular component: cortical actin cytoskeleton. The record is from RefSeq and is a predicted model, not a curated record. NCBI's taxonomy places the organism in Eukaryota, Metazoa, Chordata, Actinopteri, Clupeiformes, Clupeidae.